CAUACCAAUGAAGAUGGCGGCGGUGGGCUCUGCCAAAUCCACUGGACUGGGGCAGAGAGGCAAAACCAGGCCUGGCGCUCCCGCCACUCCUCUGACUCUGGAGGAAGCUCGGUGUCCCGUGUGCUCUGAGAUACUGUUGGAGCCGGUAACGAUGCCAUGUGGACACUCGGUGUGCCUGCAUUGCUUCCAGCGUACGGUGAAGUUAAUCAGUUUAUGCUGUCCGCUGUGCCGGCUGCGAGUGUCCAGCUGGGCCCGUAAACAGUCCCGGGAGAAGAGCUUGGUCAACACCGAACUCUGGGAGCUGGUUCGUCUCAGUCACCCGGAGAGAUGUAAGCGGAGGAUGGAGCAGAGAGAUGGAGAGACCGGGGACGGUGAAAUUUUUCGUGCACCCGUACCCAUUCACAAGUCUGGAGAAAUGCGCCAAGAGUAUGAUAAACAAAAAAUGAAGAGCGGGUCUUCAGCACAGCGGAAACAGAGGAGAGAAAGAAAAAACAUUCUCUCAACAGAAGAGUGUGGAAUUCUAAAGCUUUACCAAUAUCCUUUCUGUGGAUUCUCAGAUGCUGAGAAUGAAGAGCCUGUUGGAAAGAGGACCAGACAUGUUUCAGCAUUUGUACGAAAAACAAAGUGCUCCCCUGCUUUCAAUAGAGGUUGCCUUCAUAGCAGUGCAGUUCAGAGGAGCAGGAGUUGUACUGACUCUGAGGAUGGCAGAGGAAAAAAUAGAGGUCACGCGCAUCACAGUGUUUCUGAAAAGGCUAACAUCACUCAUAGUUUCAACGCUGGAAUUCUUCUCUCCUCUGAGAACAGUAGGUCUUUCUCAGCACCGGUACUCAGCCUAGAUAAGAGGCACCACUGGCGGGGUGUCCACACCUCUUGUACUUCACUCGGGCUUCAAACAAAACCAGAGAGGUCCAUUAGCCCCGAAAGCAAUGAUAGCAUAUCAGAAGAACUUAACCAUUUUAAGCCUAUCGUCUGCUCGCCAUGCACUCCACCCAAAAGGCUGCCUGAUGGGGGACUUUUGGAACCCACGAUUGUAAAGUCAACUCCUAGGAACUUGACACGCAGUCUGCACAAGUCCACGAGCUACGAGGCCAGCCCCACCAUCUUGCAGAAGUGGAAGCAGAUUGAGGUGGAUCGUCAGUGCACCAAAGUGACCUCUAAAGGUACCAUCACAAGUCCUAUCGCAGAAGAUCUCAGCCUUAAACUGAGUCCCGUGGAAGAGAGGGACAGUCAAACCUGCAAAUGUGUUGUAGUCAAGGACGACUUGCAAGAUCAUCAAUGCAUGUGCCGUGCAAGCACAGAAGAGUCUAAAAGACAGAAAGAAAAGCCUGUACUCUGGAAAAAGCGACGGCUUAUAUUUGAUCUGCGUAACAAAGAGGAAGGUACACCACCAGCUAGUGCUCUCACAAGAUCGAUAACACAAACUAUUGCCGAUACUUCAACCUCAGAGGGGCACAGCAGAUGUAAAACACUUUGUGAAUUCGGACCAUCAGGAGUGAGUGAACAGAUGUUUGACAAACACAUUGGACAUUGUAAUCCGGGUACUAUAGAUCCUGUGAACCUUAUAAAUGAGCCCACUACCCAGAGCUGUGCACUUAACAGACCUACCUCAAGAAGGGGCAAAAAGAGAAGCCACAAAACGAAACACUUGGAAGAUACUGUACAGUCAAAAAUAUCCAGGAUAGAUGGUUGCAAUGCCUGCAACAGGUUUGAUGAUUUGUUGGUCCAACAAAUUAAUCAGGAAAAGGAGGACCGAGAACUGGCACUUAAGCUACAAAGACAAUUUGACAGUGAACGUCAAAAAGUGGACAGGCACAAGACAAUUUGUAACAAAUAUGUUCUCCGGUCCUGGGCUUUGAAAGAUGGGACAGUAGGACAAAAUACUCGCAGAUCAGGUAGAAUCCCCAAACGAAAUGAGCGCUUCAACUGUAGUUAUUAAAAUAACGUUUAUAGUAGUGUUUUAUUGUAGCUAUUAGUCACAGUCACUAAAGUUUUCUUUGAUUAGUCACAAAAGAGGCUUUCUAACUUCUGGAUAAGUAAUGCAAGAUAAGUAUUUACUUAUUUUACUUGUAAUCUUGCAGCUUUUUAUCCAAAGCAACUUGCAUUGCAUUGUUGAAACAGUCCACCUUGAGUAAAAUGUGGAUAAAUGCCUUUGUUCAAGGGCACAAUUCAGUGUUGGGUAAAUUAUAAAAGAAAAAAGUAAUCCACUAUAAAUAACUACUUCUAUAGAAAUGAUAAUCAUUACCUUUCUGAUUACGUCAUUGAAAGGUAAUCACAUUAAUAAUUACUUUUACUUUCUGAAACACUUCACAAUUUUUAAUUUUUUUGCUCAACAAAUUCAAAAUAAUAUAUUUCUUCCUUGUUCAUUGUUGCAUGCAAUUCAUGCACUCAGCGCUAGGUCUGGGCGAUAUAUAUCGUAGCAACGGUAUAAUUUAUCAACCAGUAGAGAUUUUUCUAUACCGUCAAUAUCACGGUUUGUAAAUAUCUGUGUGCCCGAUGCUCCACCUGUCUGCACGUGAGACUAUGUCCACACUAAUACGUUUUCAUUUGAAAGCGCAUAUUGUUCUCUGUUUUGGCCUUCCAUCCACACUGAGACAGAGCUUUUCGAAAUUGUUUCCCAAGUAGAUACAUUUUAAACACCAUCUUCGCAUUGUAUUGUGGACAGGAAAAACAGAAAUAUCUGAAAACUAUGGCGUAUUUGUUUUUCAUGUGACGCAGUCAUGUGAUCCAUUCAACCCAAAACAAUCAAGAUGGUGGCCCAUGUUGUAGCGGCGAUGUGCCUGCUAUUCACUUUGAUAGCAUUGUUAAAGAUCAAUUUUACUUUGAACAACCUUCAUAUUGCAUUCCUUUAAAGGCAUUGGGAAGUUAAUUAAUUAUUGCUGUGUGGUGAGGGAACAUUAGGACAAUUGCGUUUUAGACCACACAUGGAACGCCGAUAUUUUUCAUUAUUUUUGCAAGUGCAGUAAGCUGAUUUAAGAGUUUUCAUAUAAUUUGGAGUGGAUGAGCAACUUUUGGAAAACAAUGGUAAACGGCAGUGUGGACGGAGAGCGUUUUGAAAAUGGAAACGUUGUUUUUCAAAUGUAUCCGGAUUAAUUUGGACGUAGCCUGAGACUGAUAGUAAGAGAGUCGAACGACCAUGGAGAAAGAUAAACACCCAGAUCAAGGGAAGACUCUUGAAUAAGCCAAACGCGGGAUGAGGAAUACAUUUUUUGCCUUAAAAGUUGUGGUUUUCUCAUGUUAUUUGAUUAGAGCGCUCUUUCUUACCUGAGCACCCAGUGUGCAUGCCGGGAGAAAGAGAGAGCGAGACAACCUCAGGUUCUAAUUACUUUUCAUUCUGAGAAAAAGUAGGAAGAGCUUGUUAAUUAAAUGCUGCGUUCUCCGUGGUUUGAAACUGACCCUCCUAAAAACGCCUUUGCACACUAGAGGUCUGCACAUGCCUUAAAAUGAAACCCGACCCGUGCCCGAGACUGUGAGGACCAACCCUACACGGCCCGAACGAUACUGCCAGAUAUUAAGCCCGAACCAGAAAUCACUUACUAUCUAAUUUCUGACCUCCUAUAAAGGGUGCUAGCAAGUACAGUUGCAAUUGACUGUAUUUUAUGUAAACGUAUAGGCAACAUACGUAACCGUAUUGAAACGGCAAACAUACAGUUUUAACAAGGCAAAGCAGCCCCUCAGUACUCUAGAGCAGAAGGGAAAAAAGCAUUGCCUUUUUGCUGAAACUUGACAUGGUGUUUAAAAUGUACGAGACAUGGUGCAAAUGUCAAAGACAUGUUUGCAUAGGAAAACAGUGGGCAAACAGAUUUCACCGCAAUUUCUCGCCACUAUUAACAUUGUUAAUAGAAACAAUGGAUUGCUAUGAAGCCAUUCACACCUGAAGUGAACAUUCACUUGCCAACAAAGCAUUUUAUUUAUUUUUUACUGUGUGCUGCCACAAUUUUUUGCCUUUGCUUUAAUCUUAGGCAAGUUCACUUACAUCUGUAAUGUAAUAGAUAUUGCAGCAUCUUUGCCUUUAUAUCACAUUUUAAAAUAAAAAAUGCUUUACAGAUCUUAAUAAAAACUAUUAAUACUAUUGCUGUAAUUUGCAGUGCACUCUCUAUGUGCCUUUGUAUACCAAAAACAUGGUGGUAUCCACAAUUAUGUAAUCGUUAUUGUUGCGCUAUCUUUAAGUCAUUAACAGCUGUGCUGCCAUUAGUGGUAUUAAAGUAUCUUAUAAUGGAUUAGACUGUAGAUAGGUUUUGUGUUUAGAUGUCGUGACGUUUAAAAUGUAUCAUGCAGAGUUCUGAGCAAAUGCAUAACAAGCAUAGAUACACAUGGCAGUGGGUUAUAGUCAGUAUUGUUCCAAUUGACAACAUUUGUUUGAACAGUCAUUAUGUGAUUAUAUUAUGCAGUAAUUUUAAACAAAUGUACAUAGCACAAAUAUAUACAGUAUGUGUGGCGGUGUCAUAUAAUGAGUAUUGUUCAAGAUGAUAACAUGUUUUAAACAUUAAUAUUCAUUUUUAACACUUGAUUCUUUCCGAAUCACCAAUCAGACAGUGUAUACAUGGUUGUUUUGCAAACUUGCCAAGAGGUUGUUCUCCUCAUUCAGGAUGGGUGAAGGGCAGACCAGCUGUAUGGUGCUUUACAUGGUUAAAAUUGCUUGUUGAUAAGCGCCACCUAUUUUUUAUGUGAAAGGGGCAUUUGUUGGCGAUUCGUUUCACAUUAUCACAUUGCCUCUGGUGUGCAAAGGCCUUAAACCUUAAAACACAUACACUAUAUGUAUUUGUUUUGAUUUUUGCCUCCCAUUAGAUAACUUUUUUGGCAACUAUAUAUCCUACAAGAUUUACAUCGUUGACAAAGUUAUUUAAUAAUUCCUUAAGUAAUUAUUUGCUUCUCUCUUCAUGUUUGCUGUAUUAAAGAUGACAGUAGGAACGCUUGCUGGUGUCCGCAACAGUAAGAAAUGGCAGCCAGGUUUAAUGCCUUUGCUCACAAGAGGCGACGUGAUCCAAAGCUCAUAUUUUAUUGGUCAUGGCAUUUAAUCAAAGCCGUUACUUAAUAUUGCUGACAUUGGCAAGCGUUCCUAGUGGUAUCUUUACUACCGCAAACAUUCAAAACAAAUGUGAAGAGAGAAGGAAAUAAUUACUUCAGGAAUUAUUAAAACAACUUUGUCAACUGUGAAAAUGUAUAUAUAUCUUGUGGGAUAUAUUUGCCAAAAAACUUAUGUAAUGGAAGGCAAAAUUAAAAACAAAUAAAUAUAGUGUAUAAUUAGAGAGAAGCCUCAUUUUUGCUUAGUUGAAAAAAGAUAAAUUAUUAUUUUUAAUAAUUAUUUAUUGAUUGAUAAAGUUUUUCAUGUCAAUGGACAUGACAGGUCUACAAUUAAGAUACUUUGGACAUAGUUUUUAUUGAAAAAGGAACUUUUAUAAUUUUUUUCAGACAUUUUUGAAUCACUUUCCAUCAACAUGUGUAGGCUAUAUUGUCAUAUAUAUUGUUAUCUACCAAAAACGUCUGGAAUAUCAAAUUGUUUGCUUCUUUCGCAUAUGUAGAAAAAAGGCAUAUUGAAUACAUAAACCCAUUUUUGUUGAUUUUUCCAGAAAAGAAAAAUAAACUAUAUCGCGAUAUAUACCGCUAUCGUGAUCUAGAAAUUUGGUUAUAUCGCCCAUUCCUACUCAGUAGAACUACAUGUUUCUCCCUUACAAUGGCAUAUUAUGUUUUUUAUGUUUUAAAUUGUACAUAAAUAAUACUAUUUCAUAAAUGCGGAAGGCAAGUACGGUAUCUAAAAGUUAUUAGAUUACAGUUACUGACUUGAGUUAAUUACUAUAAUUUUGAAUGUAAUGCAUUACACAACCUUUCUCAAAAGUAAUUGGAUUACAGUAACUAAUUUACUUUGUAAUCAGAUUACACCCAACACUGAAAGUCAUACAGGAUUGGGCUCUCAGCAUCCAUCUCUUUUUAGUGAUUUGGAUUUGAACCUGCAGUUUUUUUUAUUUCUAUCCAGCUUUGUUUAAUUGUCAUCUAUGUCCAAUAUCAAAUAAUAGGGGAAACUAGGUCUAUGUUGGUCAGGGAACAUAAAAUAUACAGAAUAAUGAACAUUCAAAGGCUCUUUGGGAUUUAUCUCAGUCUGUAGUACUCCUUGCAGUCUCUUGGUGCUCCUCACAAUUACUCCACAAGAAUUCUGCUUGCAUUUUUCAAAGAAUAUCAUAGAAAAUGUGCCAGAACAAAAUUUGUUGUGUACAAAAAUGUAGCAAACCCUUUUACCCCAACUUUCAAUAUGUAGUGAAUUUCUGUCAAAUCUAAAACAGUUACAUUUAUUUUAUUAUAAAUAAUUAAUUUGGGUAGAAAACUAUGAAAUUGUAGCCUAAGACCAGAAAUAUACACAAAGUACACAAGUACUUUGUAAGUACACAAAUGCAGAUGUGAAUGCUUGGCCAAUACCUUCCAAACACUCCCAUUGUAUAUCUACAAGUUGAUGUCUAUACAUUUUCCGAUGUUAAAAUACUUCUAUCCCCACUUAACAUGCUGAGGGAUCUUUUAGUUGCUGAGCCAUUCAAAUGUUGCCAUGCAUGACAGAGAAAAUUGACCACAGAGGAAAACAGCUUGCACUAAUGCACAUUAUAAUGGCCAUUACAUCAGUUCUGAGAUUGCAGUGCUUACUUGCGUUGUUACAGAUUGUAUUCUUACACAUUUCAGAGUCCAAAGGCACGACAAAUGCAGCUUGUGAGCUAGUGUUUACUUUCAUGUACUUGCAUCGAGUAUGUUUUGAGUUUAACUAUUUGCAAAUACAUUUUGGGAUAUUAAGUAAAUAACUGUAAAAUAGUUUGUUCAGUUCAAACACUAAAAGACUGCGUAAAAGUCAAUGUUAGUUGUGAUUUAUAAAUGCAAUCAGUUUUAUGUGUUAUUUUUAAUUGAAACUUUAUUUGAACCCUUUUUUUUCCUACAAUCAGGAUCACUUAUCUAAAUAAUUUAGAUGUUAUAACUGUUUCUAAAUAUUACUGAAUUGUGAUUCAAGAUAGGUUGUAUGGAGGAUGAAACCAGAAAAAAAUGUAUAAAUAAAAAAAAUACACAAAUACAUGUAAAUAUAUUUGUGCAUAAAUAAAUAUAUAAAUCGUCACCUUCCUAAAAUAAUGUCCCAUGUUAUUUUUUGACAAAACAUUUUUUUUGCCUAAAUCAUCUCCUCAUGAUGCUGGCCACCUCUGGUAAAUUUUCUGAAAAACCUGAAAAAAAAAAGACUUGGGACAUUAUUUUAGGAAGGUGACGAAAUAAUUAAAUGUGCAAGAGGAUAUGUAUAAAUAAUGAAUAUAUGCACACAUUAAUGUAAAAUAAAACACUAUAAAAUGAUUUGGGAAAUGCAAUAAUGUCAAAGGAAAUGUAAAAUUGAAAGUUGAUUUUUAAUUCUAUAUUUCUUUCAUCAUUAAAUUAUUUCUGUAUGUAGUUCCAUUUGAUAUUUUCCAUCGUAAAACAUGUUAAUGAGAGAAUGUCAAUCAAACAUCAGUAGGCAGAAUUGAUGUCAUGAUUGGCUGAUCAUUGUAAAAGUGCUUCGCUUUAUGACAUUAAUAAGGACAUAACACAAUUUUCACAAUCAAUAAAGUUUAGCAAAGGGUCUUUUAUGAUUCUCCAGACUAUUCACUGCUUUGCAGAGCAACUGUGCUAUCAACCUUCUUUUCACCAUGGUGAAACUGCAAACUCCUGCCAAAAUCUGUUGCAGUUGGUAUCAAUAAUUUAACUGAUGCCUGAACAUCCUCUCAUUAGCAUGUUGCGCAAAGGACAAAAAAAUAAAAUACGGAACUCAUUAAUGAUUAAAGAAAAAUCAACUUUUAAUUUUGCAUUUCCUUUAACAAUUUACAUUUACCCAACCAUUUAUUUGUUAUAUUGUAUUAUUUUUUUCAUUGAUUGGUGCAUUUAUUUAUUUGUAUAUCUCCUCACACAUUUAAUUAUAUAUUUGUUCAUGCAUUAAUAUUCAGAUUUAUUUGCAUAUUUAUUAUUUUUGCCGGUUUUGUCCUCCAUGAGGUUGAGAGCAUAUAUGCAAAUAAAUGCAUUUAGACACUUCUGUAACAGCUUUGCAUGCAACAUCAGAAUGAAAAAUCGAGCUUGAUUCAGCAACAAUCAAAACAAAAUUGUUAAUUUUCUGAGAUUUUUUUUUUUCUUUUAUAUUCUUUUUGAAUCAAUUUUAGCUUGAUGUUCACCUACUAUGAGACACUACUCGGAAGGGCUACUUUUUGAAUUGAGAACUUUAAGCUUGGUUUACUGAAGAGAUCUUGUGACUUGUUUCUAUGAAGAAAGCUUUAAUCAUACUACUUUUGCUGAAAAAGUGACAUUCACCCAGACUAUGUUUAUGCACAUACAUUUAAUCUAGCUUUUCACAUUGAUCUAAUUUUAUUUCAGACAAUUAAUUCUUUGUAAUGUGCCAACAUGGCUGAUUUCUGCAAAAUGGGGCCAUAUAUUUAUAAUUAUUAUUUACAGGUUAAUUUCAUUUCUAUACAAUUUUUGUGUAGACAAGAAAAGAUCAAAUAAAUGUGUAUUUGUCACUGUACUAUUUUAGAAAAAUUAUUUGCCUUGAUACUGAUACAAAGAGGUUAUUAAGAUUGUCAUUUUUGACUGGCUUUCAAAGCACCUGGAUUGUCUUCCAUUGUUGAAAUGUAUUCGCUGGGUUUGAAAGAGAAUGUUGCAUUAUUUAGAAAAUACAAAUUCUGCAUACAUUGUGAUCUACAACUGACUUAAAAUGAAUUAAAUAAUGUUGCCUUUACUUUUAAGGUUUAGAUUUUUGCCUUUUUUGAUUUAAGAGCAUUUAAAGCAUUUACUUUGUCUUUGACACAUCUCAUUAGAUGCUCAGGAUGGAAAUAUGUUUGUUGUUUCAGUAUGCCUUGCUCUCUAUGACAAAGUCUAUUCAAGGCUAUUCAUUAUCAGCCCUAUUUUUCAUAUGUAUAACUUGACAUUUCAUACAUUUGCCAAUCCUUCUUUGCAUUUUUUUUGUCAUGUUUAACUUGAAGGAAUUCACUGAAGAAAAUUAAGAUUAAAAAAAAACUUUAUCCAAUGAAUAAAACUAAAUAAAAACUCA
Xyrauchen texanus (razorback sucker) is the source of this 9028-nucleotide messenger RNA. RefSeq names its product E3 ubiquitin-protein ligase RNF169-like. NCBI's taxonomy places the organism in Eukaryota, Metazoa, Chordata, Actinopteri, Cypriniformes, Catostomidae. Gene Ontology annotation, molecular function: nucleosome binding; ubiquitin-protein transferase activity; metal ion binding. The transcript has 7 exons. Gene Ontology annotation, cellular component: nucleus; site of double-strand break. Gene Ontology annotation, biological process: double-strand break repair. The coding region runs from base 8 to 1936 and encodes 642 amino acids. The record is from RefSeq and is a predicted model, not a curated record.